GACUCCAAGAUGGCAGUGUUUGUGUAGGCUCAGCUGUUUCGAGCCCUAAUAGCAGUCGUCAGAGAUAAGUGCACAUAUUGUCAGAGUGCGAUCAUGGCUGCUCUUCUGAAAUCAUGGCGAGAGGCCGCUACUCUGAUUCUUGUUUCAGCAAACAGAUGCCGCGGUCGUAUAACUUUUAAACCAGUGGGCUCAAGUCAGACGACCGCUGAACCAAAGGGAGAUAACUUUGAGACACUGAUGCUGAAAAGAAGCAGCAAGUCAACUUUUAUGCCUAAUCUCUAUGUCUUCCCGGGCGGAGUAGCAAGUGAUGCAGACUUUUCUAAAGAAUGGUACGACAUAUUAGGUCAAGCUGGCGAACUUUCAAGGUCCAACCUGUUCAAUUUUGUGAAGGGAAAUGGACCAGGGGCACCGAUGUUUAAUCGAAUUCGAGAUGCAGAAUUCACUACAAUACCCAGUGAAAUAGCUUUCAGGAUAUGUGCCAUACGAGAAACGUUUGAAGAAUCGGGCGUUCUGCUAGCGAGAAAUGUUUCCGACAUGAAGCAAACGACUGUGAUUAAUGUAGACUCUCCAACAUACGGCAAUGCAUUGAAAUCAGAUUCAAACAUUAAUACUUGGAGGAAGAGAGUUGAAGAAAACGCUUCAGAAUUCAUCACAAUGUGUCGUGAUAUGAAUAUUGUACCAGACGUGUGGUCACUGUAUGAGUGGUCAGACUGGCUGACACCAGCCCAGGAGAUCAUUCUUCAUCGUAAACCCAGAAGAUACGACACAGCCUUCUUUCUGUGUUGUGUGGACGAAAAACCAGAUGUGGCUGAGGACAAGGGAGAAACUGUCCAUAGUCAGUGGGGAUCUCCACUGAAUAUUUUGCUGGAAUUUGAAAGAGGAUGGGCAGGCAUAGCACCACCUCAGAUGUACGAACUGGCUCGUUUGCUGAACAUUGGCAGUAUGGAGGAAUUGGUUCACUUCUGCUGGUCACGGGAACGGUCAGGGAACAGAAUUGAACGAUGGCUUCCUGUCAGAUUUGAAUGUGCAGACGCAGUCCUGUACCUUAUGCCUGGUGAUGAGCUGUACCCAAAGGUGCCGGAUAUCUACGGAGAAGGGGAAAUACUGAAAAGCAGCUUGACGUUGGAGGAAUUAGAGCAGAAAUACCCUUUACAACACCGAACACGAUAUGAGGUUGACAGUGAGGGAAAGCGCAAGGGACGUGUCUCCUGCAAUAUUGAAAUGGCAGCAGGACAUGUAGCUCCAUAUGUGGACUUUGCCAAUCUUACAAUAGAAUCCACAGAAUCCAAACUGUGAAGUGGUUGGAUAAUGUUUAUCAUGUUUAUGGUGUGAAAGAUGUGAAGUAUAUUAUUAUGAUUAUCACUAUGUUAAUCAGUCAAAGUCAGUGAGUUGGGUGUUAUGCUGCUUUAAUAUUCCUGUAAUAUCACGUCAAGGGACACCAGAAAUGGGCUUCACACAUUGUAUCCAGAGGCCCAGAUAAGCUGCGGAUCCGGGUAAAAUACGCAUAGAAUUACGCAUU
This is a messenger RNA of Haliotis rubra (blacklip abalone), 1519 nucleotides long. RefSeq names its product acyl-coenzyme A diphosphatase NUDT19-like. Gene Ontology annotation, molecular function: hydrolase activity, acting on acid anhydrides, in phosphorus-containing anhydrides. Bases 94 to 1296 code for a protein of 400 amino acids. Gene Ontology annotation, cellular component: mitochondrion. NCBI's taxonomy places the organism in Eukaryota, Metazoa, Mollusca, Gastropoda, Lepetellida, Haliotidae. The transcript has 3 exons. The record is from RefSeq and is a predicted model, not a curated record.